Chaetomium globosum CBS 148.51 is the source of this 1587-nucleotide messenger RNA. RefSeq lists its product as uncharacterized. The record is from RefSeq and is a predicted model, not a curated record. NCBI's taxonomy places the organism in Eukaryota, Fungi, Ascomycota, Sordariomycetes, Sordariales, Chaetomiaceae. Gene Ontology annotation, molecular function: amino acid transmembrane transporter activity. The transcript has 4 exons. Gene Ontology annotation, biological process: amino acid transmembrane transport. Gene Ontology annotation, cellular component: membrane. Bases 1 to 1587 code for a protein of 528 amino acids.
AUGGCGAUAUUUUCUAGGAAGCGCAGUGAUGAGCAGGGCGAGAAGACAGCAGCACCUGUGCAAGAUGUGUCGCAAGGGGACCAAAGCAGCGGCGAGGAGGGCACCGUCGAGGAAGGGGCCGAGGAUGACCUGCACCGUGGAAUGAAGGCUCGGCAACUAAACAUGAUGGCUAUUGCGGGCGCCAUUGGAACUGGUAAGCGUCGCCAAACGCCGCAGGCGCACCCCGAGAUGCGACUUACAGCCGCUAACGCAUUGCGCCCAGGUCUUGUUAUUGGCACUGGCACAUCAUUAAAGUUCGGUCCCGGAUCCCUCCUCAUCGGAUACGCCUUCAUGGGCUUCGUCGUCUAUGUGGUCAUGGUCGCGCUUGGAGAGAUGGGCGCCUGGUUGCCAAUGAAAAAGAGUUUCUCCGGAUAUGCAUCACGCUUCGUCGACCCGGCCAUGGGCUUCGCCACGGGUUGGAACUACUUCUUCAAAUACGUCAUCGCACUGACUCUCAGACAGAUGAUUCACGUCUCCUUCUUUGGUGAAGCCGAGUUCUGGAUGUCGCUGGUCAAAGCCCUCGUCAUCCUGAUGCUAAUCCUACUGUGCUUCAUCAUCGCGCUCGGCGGCGGCCCCAGCCACGUCCGCACCGGUUUCUACUUCUGGCAGAACCCAGGCGCCUUUGCCCCGUACACAGCGACAGUGGCUGGCCAGACGACCGUCAUCGGCGGUGACACCGGCCGCUUCCUCGGCGUUUGGGCGUGCAUGGUGCAGGCUACGUUUGCCUACCUCGGCACUGAGCUGGUCGGUGUGGCCUUCGGCGAGACCCCCAACCCCCGCAAGAACGUCCCGCGCGCCGUCAACCAGACACUCCUGCGGAUCGUCUUCUUCUACGUCGCCGGCGUGCUGGUCCUCGGCAUGGCCGUGCCCUACAACAGCCCGAUCCUGCUCGACGCCACCAAGAAGGGCACCAGUGGAUUGGCAUCCCCCUUCGUCGUAGCCGCACAAAUCGCGGGCGUCAGCAAGCUGGACGACGCCGUCAACGGCCUGCUGCUCAUCUUCACCAUCAGCGCGGCCAACUCGGACAUCUACCUGGCGUCGCGCACCGUGUGGGCGCUGGCCAAGGACGGCCAGGCGCCGCACCUGAUGCAGCGCACCAACAAGCGCGGCGUGCCCAUCCCCGCCGUUGCCCUCUCGUCCAUCUUCAUCGCGCUCGGCUUCAUGAACGCCACCAAGUCGGCCGCCACCGUGUUUGGGUACUUUGUGUCGCUGGUGACCGUCUUUGGCGCGCUCAACUGGGUCGCCGUGCUGGUCAGCUACCUGGCUAUGAUCAAUGCCAUGAAGGCGCAGGGCGUCCCGCGUUCGGUUAUGCCCUAUAGGAAUAUCCUGCUGCCGUGGGGCGCGUAUAUUGCGUUGCCCAUCACCAUGCUGGUUAUUAUUUUCAGCGGGUACUCGGCGUUUAUCCCGCACUUUCAGGUCGACAAGUUCUUGACGGCGUAUAUUGGCAUUCCGGUGUAUGUGAUUAAUAUCUUUUGGUGGAAGUUCUUCAAGAAGACAAAGCGGGUCCAGCCCAUGGACGUGGAUUUGGUGACGGGACGUCGUUCUUAA